CCUAGGAGAGCUAAGUCUCCCUCGUGCUUCGGGGAUUUGGUACGAUCCGCGUCAUGUGACGUAGUUCCGCUUCCGGCUCCCUGUGCAGCUCCGUCAUGGCCUCCUCGGGGGCGAGUCGUAGCAAUACUGCGUCUCAGCGGCCGCCGCAGGGGCGCUCCUCACGACAGGACAAGUAUUCGGUGCUUUUGCCCACCUACAACGAACGCGAGAACCUGCCGCUCAUCGUGUGGCUGCUGGUGAAGAGCUUCUCCGAGAGUGCGAUCAACUAUGAAAUUAUAAUCAUAGAUGAUGGAAGCCCAGAUGGGACAAGAGAAGUUGCUGAACAACUGGAAAAGAUCUAUGGGCCAGACAAAAUUCUCCUAAGACCACGGGAGAAAAAGCUGGGCCUCGGAACUGCCUAUAUUCAUGGGAUAAAACAUGCCACAGGAAACUAUGUCAUCAUUAUGGAUGCUGAUCUCUCACACCAUCCCAAAUUUAUUCCUGAAUUUAUCAGGAAACAAAAGGAGGGUAAUUUUGAUAUUGUCUCCGGAACUCGCUACAAGGGAAAUGGGGGUGUUUAUGGCUGGGAUUUGAAAAGAAAACUGAUCAGCCGUGGGGCCAAUUUUAUAACUCAGAUUUUGCUGAGACCAGGAGCAUCGGACUUAACAGGAAGCUUCAGGUUAUACCGAAAAGAAGUUCUACAGAAAUUAAUAGAAAAAUGUGUCUCCAAAGGCUAUGUCUUUCAGAUGGAGAUGAUUGUUCGAGCAAGACAGUUGAAUUACACCAUUGGUGAGGUUCCAAUAUCAUUUGUGGAUCGAGUUUAUGGUGAAUCCAAGUUGGGAGGAAAUGAAAUAGUCUCUUUCCUGAAAGGAUUAUUGACUCUCUUUGCUACUACAUAAAAGAAAUUAAUCAUUUAUACUUAACCCUGUUCAUUUCAAUUAAAAGUAAGAGAAGCCUGGGUCACUGAUUUUUAUCAAUGUUCUUUUAACACAUGAGCCAAACAAAGGUAAGGUGCAUUUUAUACAGAUCUUUUCUCUGGAGAAACUCCAUUUUUUAUUUCAAAUUAAAAUUUAAAGUUCUUGGUUUAA
Molecule: messenger RNA, 1067 nt
Organism: Psammomys obesus (fat sand rat)
Lineage: Eukaryota; Metazoa; Chordata; Mammalia; Rodentia; Muridae
Gene: Dpm1
Product: dolichyl-phosphate mannosyltransferase subunit 1, catalytic
Exons: 9
Coding region: 96-878 (260 amino acids)
Biological process (GO): protein O-linked glycosylation via mannose; GPI anchor biosynthetic process
Cellular component (GO): endoplasmic reticulum membrane
Molecular function (GO): dolichyl-phosphate beta-D-mannosyltransferase activity
Source: RefSeq, a predicted model, not a curated record